Mya arenaria is the source of this 2300-nucleotide messenger RNA. RefSeq names its product leucine-rich repeat-containing protein 74A-like. The record is from RefSeq and is a predicted model, not a curated record. The transcript is spliced from 13 exons. Gene Ontology annotation, molecular function: protein binding; calcium ion binding. Lineage: Eukaryota; Metazoa; Mollusca; Bivalvia; Myida; Myidae. Bases 273 to 2207 code for a protein of 644 amino acids.
GUCAUGCAAUAAAGCUGUAGCCCAUGUUAUUUAUCUGCCAUCGAGUUUAUGAAGCUUAAUGAAGUACAUGAAAACCUUUGAUUUCCAUACAACAAAGUCAAAGUUACACUCACGACGAUUGAGUAACACCAUAGAAAGUCACUGACCGGAAUCUGCUUUAAAUGUUACCAGAGAUUAUGCUAUCAAAAUGUUCUCUGUAAGUCAUUGUGUAAUAAAUGUUUAUCGAGUGAAGUACAUAGAGUAACGGUGACAUGUAAAUGAAAUAAGUAAGCAUGGCAAACGCCAGUGAGUUUCGGAUAUGUAACAGAAAACGAGUAGGCCAGAAUCGACCCUUUGCUGACAUCUUCGAUGGACGGUCGGACAGCGGGCGACCGGAUGUGGAGACCAACAGCGAGAAUGACAGUAGCUCGGAAUAUGAUACAGAUUUAGAUGACAAUGAGUUUAGCCUGACACAGAGUGAAGAGGGCAGACAACGACAAAAUGAGGAGAAAAACGAGGGUGUGGGUCACUUGACAUACACGAGCACGUGCCGGGAACUGGGAACCGUCCCAAGCCAGCGAGUGGCGAUGGAGCUGCGACGGCAUAUAAUGAGGCUGCAACACAUAGGCCUCAACACGGACCAGUGCCGCGCUCUCGCAUGCGCACUCCUUCACAACACGAGGGUUCGGGUCCUGGAUCUGGAAGACACGGGACUCACGAGUGACGGACUCGUAGUCCUUCUUAACGCUCUUCGUAGUAACGCCAAUAUUACCAGCCUAAGCCUGUGUGAGAAUGUGGUGGACGGUGUUGGUGCGCUGGCCCUCGUGGACGUGCUCCGGGACACUUCCUGUCUGACCCACCUCAGUCUCUCCGGCGCGCAACUGGGUGAACGAGAGAUGGAUUGUAUCGCCUCCGGUUUCCAGGUGAACUCCACGCUGGUCUGGCUUGACCUCAGCCACAAUAACAUUUCCUUAGGAGGAGCUAAGAAGUUGGGUCGUGCUUUAGGUGACAUGCGGACAUUACAGUAUCUGGACGUCAGCUGGAAUCACAUCCGGUUGGAGGGCGCCGUCGGCCUUCUAAAGGGCAUCAAGAUAAGCACGUGUCUGGAGCACGUGAAUCUGGCGAUGAACGGGCUCGGGUUCGAGGGGUCCCUGCAGCUGGAACCCACACUGCUCGAGAACUCAUGCCUCCGCUAUCUCGACGUCAGCCACAACCGCAUCAACUGGGAGGGCGUCUCGUUCGUCGCCAAGGGACUCCGGAAGAACGCCACACUCCGGGUCCUGAAGAUCGGCCACAAUCCUAUCAACAUGGAGGGCUGUUACGAACUGCUCAAGGCGGUCGCCGUCCGCCGCAGUCGAGUCAUACACAUUGGUCUUGAGAACAUUCCUGUGAACGGCGCAGUGCUGACGGUGGUGAACGAGGUAACAACGACCCGCCAGUUCGCCAUCACUCACGGUGGCGUCCUCGAUACAAGAGACGUCGUCGGCAUCAGAAAAGAGAAGCCAGAAGACCCGAUCACCCUGGUAGUACGUUACCUAUCGAAUGUUGGUAUCCGAAUCAUCGACCUUUUCCGGAUGUUUGAUUCCGACAACGCAGGCGAAGUGAGCAGACGAGAGUUCAUCCGGGGACUUAAGCGUGUGGGAGUGCCACUGUCGGACCGUGACCUGUACAGUGUGGCUCACCGCCUCGACAAACACAGGAAGGGCUACAUCAGCUAUAGCCUUUUGUCCAAUGGCGUGAGAAACCAUAUCCGGGAAGAGCGUAAGGAGGAGACGCGUAAGGAAGUGAAGAAACGGAACCGGCUGGAGGAGCGGCGACGCAUCCUGCAGACGGAACUUCCGGAGAUUUACAAGCGGAAGUACGAUGAUGAUCUGUUUAUGUUCUACGCCUCCUCCACCACGGGCACCCCGACCCGCAGCCGUACCGGAAGUACCGCCAGCCAUACUGGAAGCCAGGUUCCUAUACUACCCCCUAUUCAGUCCGCAACUUCUUCGUUCGCGUCAGCAUUACAGGCGGACACUCGGGUGUUGGAUGAGACGGAAGUUGUGGCGCCAGUCAACGGAAGUUCCGGUAUAGAGACUCCGGCUUCAGUGCACUGGAAACGGACCACGUCCUCAAAAGGCGGUGUGAACAAUUCCUACAAGCUAAUGUGGCAUAUAAACAAAUACCUUGAAAGAAAAAAGACACAAGCAAACUUUGACUUGGUGUCAACUGAUUCAACCGUUUAGCACUGGCAGAUACAUUAACAUGUACGCGUUUGCUCCAAAGCAACGAAUUGUUUAUGUUAUAAUUAUUGGAGUCCUAUGUUACUCAAAUUUUCA